AAGUUAGAGUUUAAAUAGAAAAGUAAUAAAAAUUAUUUUAAAAAAAUUGUAGUUAUUGAAUAUAAUUAUAAAUACAAGUAUAGUACUAAACAAAAAUAGUUAACAACAAUAAAAUGUUACUAGUUAACUUAGUAAAUGUUUUACUAGUAGCCAGUAGUUGUAUUACUAUUGUUGUCUAUGGACAACAACAACAACAACAACUACCCCAACAACAAAUACAACCCACACUUUCAAACCCACAACAACCCCAACAACAACAGUCACAAUCAGAUGGACAACAGUUAUCAAUCUUUCAAUCAAAAGUACAACAAUUAGAGAAACGAUGGACUGAUGAACACAAAAGUUUUUUAUCGAAACAAAUUUGUUCGCCUAAUAGUACUAUCAAUAGUCAGAUACUCAACAAUUUUAUGUCAUGUAGUCGUCCAAAGUUAGGUCCGCAACAAAAUAAAACUACAAACUUAUUAAAACUGGAAGCAAAAGAGUUAGAAAUUAAAACUGAAUGUUCUAUAGGACUGGAUAGUAGACUAGUUAACUAUAAUCAUGUAAACCUAAGUGAUCCAGUUAGUAAAUUUAUCAUGCUCAGUUAUUGUGUUGGACAUGUAUAUCAACAGUGUGUGGAUGAAAAAAUGAUGGCAUUUCUGAAUAAUAAUAAACAGUUAGUAAUGGAAUUGGAUAUUGAAAAACAUGAGGGAAAACAUGGAGUACUACCUAAAAAAUUUAAAGAUUUAGAAUGUGAAAAAUUAUCAUUGGGUUUAACAGAUUGGCCAGAUUAUCAAGGUAAAUUAGUUAAAGAACAAGAAUAUCUGUAUAACAAUAUUAUUCAACAACAACUAUGUAAUUCACCGGAUAAUGUCAAUACAAACAUAAUAAAUGCUUUAAGAAAUUGUAAACCAGAAAUGAUUAUUCAACCACAACAUCCACCGAAUUGGAAGUUACAAAUUGAAAAACUUAAUCAAUUAACUGACGAUUGUUUAUAUGAUGAUGAAAGCCAAUCUCAAUUGACUAAAUAUAAUCAAUCGAUAGUUGAUUUGCAAACCGAUAAAAAUGUUGCAAAACAAUUAUUAUUAUAUUGUAGUCAAACAUAUGAAUAUUGUCAUCAUUCGAAAAUAAUUGAAAAUAUAGAAUCCAACGAAAAACUAACCAAAGAUUAUAAAAAUGAAAUCAAAAAUGGAUUAAUUAAUACAACAAAAUAUAAUGAUCUUAGAGACUGUGUAAUGAAAGUUUUUGGCAUAAAAUUUAAAACAAUUACAUUCUACUAAAGAUAUGCCAGAAAAAGCAUUGAAAUUACAAUAAUUGUAUUGUAUUUUAAACAAUUUGACAAAA
Oppia nitens is the source of this 1323-nucleotide messenger RNA. RefSeq lists its product as uncharacterized. NCBI's taxonomy places the organism in Eukaryota, Metazoa, Arthropoda, Arachnida, Sarcoptiformes, Oppiidae. The transcript is spliced from 6 exons. Bases 114 to 1259 code for a protein of 381 amino acids. The record is from RefSeq and is a predicted model, not a curated record.